Sphaeroforma arctica JP610 is the source of this 535-nucleotide messenger RNA. RefSeq lists its product as hypothetical. The transcript has 4 exons. The record is from RefSeq and is a predicted model, not a curated record. Bases 44 to 520 code for a protein of 158 amino acids. NCBI's taxonomy places the organism in Eukaryota, Ichthyosporea, Ichthyophonida.
CACACAGGUAUUUGGUGGCGGCGCAGCGGUGACGGGGUUUGCGAUGUGCGCGUUUGUGUUCCUGCAGGUUGAUAACAAGCCCGUCCGAUUCACCAUGCAACAGAAGGAGGUGUCUGCGGUACUGUGGGCGCCGGUGCGAAUGCUACACCCCGCGUCUGUGCACUUCAGCGAAGUCGUGUUGCCCUACCGCAUACUGGCACUACAGAACUGGCUGCCAGAAUCAAUCAAUCACCGGUUGGGCUUGGAUACGCUUUGCUUCCCGUCCAUUGCGUUGCAUGAGCUGAAAAAUGUCGUCGUAUGCCACCAGCGGCAACUGGAUCCAGGCACUCCAGGCGAGGAGUUUGUUCUGUGGGGGAUGACACUACGUGCCACAUCCGCGUUAGUGCACUUUGUAGACGUGCCUAGAUUGGAUUGGCCGCCUGCGACAGUUAACAAUCGUGUUCUCAACUGGGUCGUACAGAUUGUGGCGAGCUGUAUGCGAUAUACUAAUCCUGAUGUAGUGCGCAGAUGGCAUGGCUGAACGAAAUAUUAAAAA